ACUUAUGGCGUCCUUCAUUGCUGCAGUGUGAGAUGUGUCGUAAUUUCUCUUUCACUGUAUAAUUAGUUUUAUUUGAAUAUAUAAUAAGGGCUGAUGUCAUGGGUGUAAUUAGACAUGUGGUGUGCGCUAUGUCUGGAGGGGUUGACAGCUCUGUUAGCGCACUGUUACUCAAAAGAAUGGGCUAUCAUGUGACUGGUGUGUUCAUGAAGAACUGGGACUCUCAGGAUGAGAGAGGGGUCUGUUCCUCAGAGAGAGACUGUGAAGAUGCUUAUAAAGUGUGUAUGAUGCUGGAUAUGCCUUUCCAUCAAGUGUCAUAUAUCAAAGAAUACUGGCAUGAAGUGUUUAGUAAACUUCUUAAAGAAUAUGAGAAGGGCAGGACACCAAAUCCAGACAUAAUGUGUAACAAACACAUCAAGUUUAAGCACUUCUACCAGUAUGCCGUUAAUACUUUAGGUGCUGAUGCCAUGGCAACGGGACACUAUGCACGUACAUCCCAGGACGAUGAGGAGGUUUUUCAACAGAAGCACACUCCACCUCCUCGAACGCUCUUUAGAGACAGAUUUGAAAUCAGAAAUCCUGUGCGGCUCUAUCAGGGUGCUGAUCGCGUGAAGGACCAGACCUUCUUCCUCAGUCAGAUCUCUCAGGAUGCUUUGCGACACACAUUAUUCCCUCUCGCUGGACUAACCAAAGACUAUGUAAAGAAGAUUGCGGCUGAGGCAGGCUUUCAGCAUGUGCUAAAGAAGAAAGAGAGCAUGGGAAUCUGUUUCAUUGGAGAAAGAGAUUUUGAGGACUUUAUUCUUGAGUAUUUAGAGCCCAAACCUGGAAAUUUUGUAUCGAUUGAAGAUGGGAAAAUAAUGGGGCAGCAUAAAGGCUGGUUCACAUUAACUCUGGGUCAGAGAGCUAGAAUAGGAGGACAGAAAGACCCUUGGUUUGUGGUUGAUAAAGACAUCACAACUGGUGACGUAUUUGUGGGUCCAACGACUAACCACCCGGCUCUGUUACGAGACACAUUACAGACCGACCGCUUUCACUGGAUAGCUGAAGAGCCUCCUGUUGAACUUGUCCACACCCAAAUGAUGGAAUGCCACUUCCGUUUCAACAACAGGAUGCCUUUAACUCCAUGCACUGUCACCUUGAAUCUGGAUGGCUCAGUGUGGGUAAUAUUUAAACAACCAAUCAGAGCACUGACACCUGGCCAGUUUGCUGUGCUAUACAAGGGAGAUGAGUGUUUGGGUAGUGGGAGGAUUGUUCGUCUGGGACCCACAAAAUACACUCUUCAGAUAGGUGAAAACAUCCUGAACUGCCCCCCAAAAGACAUGAGCCAACAUCAUCCAGAGCCCGUUAGCUGAGGCACAUUCAGCUCUCAAAGCAGUAACUCCUGAUGUCUUGUACAUUUCAGGAAACGAACACCAAGGUCACAUCAGACUUCCAAUGACAAUAUUUUUACAAAUGCUUGAGACCAAGGAAAUACAGAAACCUUGAUAUUAUUUCUGAUGAUGGUUCGGACUGGUGUGUGUUCUUUGUUAUGAGAAUUUUAAUGCAGUUUUUGAAGUGUACUUAAUUUGGAAAUUGAAAUUAAUUUGUCAAAUAUAAAUAGUUGUUUACUUACUGAAUAUUGUUUAUGACUAUAAAUAGUUAUAAUGCCUUUAUUGUGCAACACAUUUUAAUCAAUGCAAUCUUUUGUGACAAAUAUAAAGAAACGUGGUCAGCAUUUUCACUGUCACCCUGUCCACACCGGAGCUCCAGAAGACUUUAGCAAUGUUUAAAUAGGUGAAUAACAAGUACACCCUAGUUUUUCAAAGGAGAACAUAAGAACAAUUCAUUAUAACAUAAUCAUUUUUGUAAUGUUAUUGUUGCUAAAACUGUACAUAUGUGGUUAGAAAAUAAAAAUAUGUAAAUUAGAUCAGAGACUAAACGCAUCACAAGCUGACUUUAAUCUAACGGUCAGAAGUUAUUAAAUAUGUAACGAAUAAAAUGAAU
Molecule: messenger RNA, 1980 nt
Organism: Xyrauchen texanus (razorback sucker)
Lineage: Eukaryota; Metazoa; Chordata; Actinopteri; Cypriniformes; Catostomidae
Gene: trmu
Product: tRNA 5-methylaminomethyl-2-thiouridylate methyltransferase
Exons: 11
Coding region: 99-1349 (416 amino acids)
Biological process (GO): tRNA wobble position uridine thiolation
Cellular component (GO): mitochondrion
Molecular function (GO): sulfurtransferase activity
Source: RefSeq, a predicted model, not a curated record